AUGGACUACCGGUAUACAGUACAGUUUCGGGCAAUGUCAGCAGAUGCCAAGAAGACUUAUUCCAGGGAUAAACCGCAUAUUAAUAUUGGCACCAUUGGCCAUGUCGAUCAUGGCAAAACCUCCUUAACGGCAGCAAUAACUAAAUUACUGCAAGAGCGUGGGCAGGCAAAGUAUAAGGCCUACGAUGAAAUCGAUAAUGCACCUGAGGAAAAAGCACGUGGAAUUACUAUUAAAACGGCAAACGUAGAAUAUGAAACCGAUCAAAGGCAUUAUGGACAUAUUGAUUGCCCUGGUCAUGCCGAUUACAUAAAGAAUAUGAUAACUGGGGCUGCUCGUAUGGAUGGAGCUAUCUUAGUUGUUGCAGCAACUGAUGGUGCUAUGCCGCAAACUAAAGAACAUGUUUUGUUGGCGAAACAGAUUGGUGUCAAACAUAUGGUAGUUUAUGUUAAUAAGGCAGAUACAAUUGACGAUAACGAAAUGCUUGAGCUAGUUGAAUUAGAAAUUAGAGAUUUACUCCAAGAACAUGGUUAUGAUGAGGACACUCCGGUUAUCAUCGGAUCGGCACUAUGCGCUCUAGAGAAUCGAAAUCCUGAGCUCGGUGUCAAGUCUGUCGAAAAAUUAAUGGAAGCUAUAGAUGCUCACAUACCUAUUCCUGAAAGAGAGUUAGAUAAACCAUUUUUACUACCAGUUGAAGGCGUGUUUAGUAUUCCAGGUCGAGGGACCGUUGUUACUGGCUGUUUAGAACGGGGAAUUAUUAAGAAAGGAAGUGAUGCAGAAUUUGUUGGCAAAAAAUCCAAUAUAAAAACAGUAAUUACAGGUAUUGAAAUGUUUCAUAAGAAUUUAGAUCAGGCUCAAGCUGGUGAUAAUAUGGGGGCACUAGUACGUGGUAUAAAGCGUGAAGACAUUAAGCGAGGAAUGGUGCUAUGUGCGGCCGAUACUGUCAAAUCUUAUACCAAGGCUAAAGCUCAGCUUUAUAUGCUAUCGACUGAGGAAGGUGGCCGCAAAACUCCGAUUGUUACAAACUACGCACCCGUUUUAUAUACUCGUACAGCUGAUGUAGCUGCAAGAGUUGAAUUACCAUCAGGCAAAGAGAUGUGUAUGCCAGGUGAAGACUGCGAAGUAACCUUUACACUUCAAUCUGAUUUACCUCUCGAAGAAAAGCAAAGAUUCACCUUGCGAGAUGGUCAUUCAACUGUUGGAACAGGCAUUAUUACACAAAUUCUGGGAUAAACUAUUGCCGGGAAUUAUUUCAUGCCGCCGAAGAAUACACUGCUAACAUAAUCUGUAUUCAAUAUAAACUGCAAAUCUGCAAUAAAGAUUGUAUUGGCAAUAUU
Molecule: messenger RNA, 1334 nt
Organism: Trichoplax adhaerens
Lineage: Eukaryota; Metazoa; Placozoa; Uniplacotomia; Trichoplacea; Trichoplacidae
Exons: 10
Coding region: 1-1230 (409 amino acids)
Biological process (GO): mitochondrial translational elongation
Cellular component (GO): mitochondrion
Molecular function (GO): GTP binding; GTPase activity; translation elongation factor activity
Source: RefSeq, a predicted model, not a curated record